AUGAAGCUCUCUGGCGGCUUCUCGGAGCUACCACCUCUUGUUACGACCCCUGACCUGGAUAUUGCUUUGCUGGUUGCGCGGCUACAACCCUGGACAGAUGUGGUUUUUGACGCUUUCGGUUCAGAGCGAGUCAUGUUCGGAUCAGACUGGCCAGUCUACAAUAUUGGUGGCGGUGGUGGUGGAAAUGAAGUCUCUUGGGGGCGUUGGAAAAGCGUCGUGGAGAGUAUCCUGUGCAGAAGAGGACUUGCCGACGAACAGAGAAUGGGAGUCUGUGGACAGGUUGCAGUGGCAGCGUAUGGAAUAGAGAUAUAA
Messenger RNA from Aspergillus clavatus NRRL 1, 312 nucleotides. RefSeq lists its product as uncharacterized. The transcript has a single exon. The record is from RefSeq and is a predicted model, not a curated record. The coding region runs from base 1 to 312 and encodes 103 amino acids. NCBI's taxonomy places the organism in Eukaryota, Fungi, Ascomycota, Eurotiomycetes, Eurotiales, Aspergillaceae. Gene Ontology annotation, molecular function: hydrolase activity.